AUGCAGAACGACGCCGGAGAGGUUGUUGAGCUCUACGUUCCGCGCAAGUGCUCGUCUUCGGGCCGCAUCAUCGCCGCCAACGACCACGCUUCGAUCCAGAUGGACUUUGUCGACGUCGACCCCGAAAGUGGCCGUAUGAUCCCCGGAAAGGUCACCCGCUACACGAUUGCCGGCAGCAUCCGACGAAUGGGCGAAGCCGACGACUGCCUCCUGCGACUGGCCAAGAGGGACGGCAUCAUCCCCGCGGAUCAU
Molecule: messenger RNA, 252 nt
Organism: Mesorhabditis spiculigera
Lineage: Eukaryota; Metazoa; Nematoda; Chromadorea; Rhabditida; Rhabditidae
Source: the annotation of a GenBank genome assembly